Molecule: messenger RNA, 2323 nt
Organism: Prorocentrum cordatum
Lineage: Eukaryota; Dinophyceae; Prorocentrales; Prorocentraceae
Source: the annotation of a GenBank genome assembly
GAACUACCCGUCCCACGAGGAGGCCAUGUUCGCAACGGGACAUGUUGCGAGGUCUGACGAAGCCCACGCCGUGUUCGACGAAUUGGUCGACCUCAACUACACUGCCGCGCAGCUCCGCUUCGCCUUCGUCGUGCUUCUGGAGCGAGAAGCGGCUCCAAUCACCCAGCGCAAGAAAUACGAGUUGCAACUGAUGAAAGACUUCCUCAACCGAGGCCUGUCGUUGAAGACUGCGCGACAAGAGCUCUUGCGCGCGUUGCACGCGACUUGGAUCCUCAACGGCAACGCGGCGGACGCCUGGAAACUCGACGUCCCCGAUGGCACCCCAGCCGCGGAACCCGCCCUACUGCCGCCGCACCAGCAGCGACUUGCCGCCGACCUGAUCCACGCGGAUCCCGACAAGCAGGCGGUCGUCAACCACGUGGCCGCGCUGGAGUUACCCGACGGAGGUACCGCUCAUUCGACCUUCGGUAUUCCGCUGACUGAAGAGGACGACCUCACCUGCACGCUCGGGUUGCGUUCGGCUACAGCCUUGCGUCUGGCACAGGCUGCGGUCAUCCAGCAGGACGAGUCGCCGUCUGUCAAGAAACCCGCCUGGGAGGCCGUCCUCGGCUUGCCACGCGCACAGCAGGCUCAUUGCGCCGUGGACUAUGUCCCUAAGACGAUCAUCUGCUACGGCGACUUCCGCCAGAUCCCGCCGCGCUUCGCUCAGUACGAGAACGAAGGCGGCCGACAUGCCGUGGCUGUCCAAUGCAGGGCCAUCCUGGAGGCCACUGGGAAGAACGGCAAAACGCCAGCGGCGUUGCGAGCGUGCUGCCGGCACAUUGCUCUUCCCGACGUCUCUGCCCUCGAAGCUGGCUUCCUCGCCUUCCUGGCACGACGGAGCCCGGCCAGAACGGCAGGCCCGCAGUCCCAGUGGAUCACCGAGGUCUGGGACGCCUGCAACCCACGCUUUGGCGAGGACUGGACGACCAAGGACACCCAGGAGGUCACGCACGCCCUGGGCAUCUACAAGUCCGAGGACCUGUGGUGCCAGCGGGCUGCCACGUCCAUGGCGGCGGCGAAGGCGGACCCCGCCGACGGCCUGACCACCCUGUCGUGCCUCUCCCUGUGCCGCCAGUACGACCUGCUGGAUUUUACCUUGGAGACAUGCCCUCCCCGGUACAUCUACGACUACAUCACUCUCGGGUCGUGGUGCGCGGAGUGGACAGCCAAGCUGGGACCAGACGCGCAGCGCUCUCUCUACCCGAGCUGCACCACCAAGGCGAAUUUCGGCCAGAAGAGCGGGAAGGCGCCCACGCUGGAGGUCGACCUGCCGACCCUCCCGGCGUGCUGCAGAGUCUUCCACCAGAAGGACUUUGACACGGCUGCGCCCUUCCUGGCGGCUUCUCCAUCGAAGAGGGCCCCGCUCCUGAGCGACCUGAAAGUUGGCUACGGGGACCUCAACGCCACGCACAUGGCGCUCUGCCUCUCCCAUUGUGGGUACGCGACGACCUCCGACUCGGCGCCGCAGGCGGCCGCCGUCGCCGACCCGGCGCCCCAGACGCACGCCCGGGUCGAGGCGCUCCUGCAGACCCACUGCCCCGGCGCGCCGCCCCUGGCCAGCGGGGAGAUGCAGGCAGCGCUCUGCAUCUUCGCGCACAGCCUCCAGACGUUUUUCAUUGGGUCCAACAAGCUGCACCUGCGCGCCUCCGUGGGCGAGGUCGUGCGGAAGCUUGCGUUGGGAGACGUCGGCGCCGCGCGUCUCGGGGCCAGCGCGUACACCACCCACGUCUUCCUCGAGAGGAUAGACGCCAACGGCAGCCGCGCCAACGGCGCCCGUGCCACGGUGGCGGACGCCCCCAGCCUACGCCAAGGCCGCGCAGGCCGCCACGGCCCCACCUGCUUCCAGAAGGACGCCGUCGCGCUGAUGACCUUGCCGCAGGCGCCGAGUGGCGCGCCAGUCGGGGUGCGCAGCCUGCUGGGCCCGACCGCCAGCAAGAAUCCCUGCGGAGAGGCCACGAAGUGCGUCUGCGACGGCCUGAGCUCCAUCCUGCAGCAAGCCCUGCUCGAGGUGAACUUCUCCGCGCCCGCCGCCGAUCGCCGCGGAGCGUUCCAGGUGGAGCCCCGCGCCCCGGCGAACCGCGUCGCGCACGCGCGCUCUUUCACGAAACUAAACCACGAGCCCUGCGCCAUCAAGGAGCUCGGCAACCUGCGCAUUGCGAUCGCCGACCACGCCCCCGCGGCCGCGCUCAAGGGCCUCCGCGAGCUCGCGGCGAAGUGCCCGACCAUCGUCCCGACCAGCGAGUGCAAGCCCGGCACCACCAUCCGCGACACCUUGCGCACC